Messenger RNA from Prorocentrum cordatum, 480 nucleotides. NCBI's taxonomy places the organism in Eukaryota, Dinophyceae, Prorocentrales, Prorocentraceae. The record is from the annotation of a GenBank genome assembly.
AUGAGCAUGCACCUUCGGAGGUCCGCGCGGACUUCUCCUGGAUCGGUGCUGGACCCCGCUCCCUGGCGCGCUCCGAGCGCCGGGGGCGGCGCCAGAGGCGCCGCCAUGGGGCCGAGGCGCCGAUGCAAGAGAUCCAGUUGGGCCGCCGGAAGUUUAUGCUUACAUUGUUUUUUUUGGUUCCUCGACGUCCACGGCGCCGCGGGUGUCGACGUGGCCGCCGCCGUCGCCCACGGCCGCGCCGAGGGCUGCGCGCGCGGGAGCUCGGCGAGCAGUUGCAGCCGGUGCGGGCGCGGGCGUCGCUGCGAUCCCCAGCGCAUCUCAGCCAUCCACGGCGCCGUGGGUGUCGACGAGGCCGCCGCCGUUGUCCACGGCCGCGCUGAGGUCAGCGCGCGCGGGGUUCUCCGUGAGCAGCGGCAGCCUAGCGUGGGCGCGUUCGCCGAAACUGCGAGACGGAACCCUUCGGGGGAGCACUUGGGAGAG